AAAAAUUUGUUCACAUUUUAGGAAUUUCAUGACAGUAGAUUAUUAUGUGUAUGCUUAUGAAACAGGUUUUCGCAAAUCAUAACGGAUUUGGCCGAAUUCGAUGCUCAAAAUGGGCACAGGAAUGAAAUUUUAGGGUUAACCGUCUUGGCUUUAUUUAUUUAUGUAUUUUUUAACUUUUUUUUGCUUCCGAUCUCAAAACUCUUAUUAAAAAAUGACUGAAUUUCUUCAAUUACAAGUUAAGAAUGAGGAUAAAACUAUAAAUUUAUCUUUCAAUAAUGAUAUAUUAUCUUUUGAGAAAAAGAAAAAUUUUAAAGGCACAAACAAACCUAUAAGCAUACCUGCUAGGAAUAUUCUUUCCGUUACUUUAAAUGAUUCUCGUAUAAUUAUCAACGCACUUGUUCCAAAAGAUAAAUUAAAAUUAAAGUUAAAAACUUAUUCUUUUGAACUCAAUGACGAGAGUGCCGCACAAACAUGGAAAGAUACUGUUAAUUUAGCUGCAUAUAAAGACACGAAAAAAGCAAAACAUCUUAAAGUAUUUAUUAAUCCUAUUGGAGGUUCGGGUAAAGCUAAUAAGAUUUUCAACAAGAUAGCUAAACCUAUCUUUGAUGCAGCAAAUUGUACUUAUGAUAUUACUUUGACUGAACAUUCUAAUCACGCAAAAGAAAUUGCAAAUAAAUUAGAUUUAAAACCUUACGAUGCAAUUGUUUCGGCAAGCGGUGACGGUAUAAUUCACGAAAUAGUUAACGGACUCUUGUCACGUCCUGACGCGCUCGAAACCGAUAUCCCAAUAGGCGUGAUUCCUGCAGGUACUGGUAAUGCAUUAAGUAUUUGUCUUUUGGGAAACGAUUAUGGUAAUAGCGUACCACAUGCAACUUUAAACAUAAUCAAAGGCGUUCCGAUGAAAAUUGAUGUAUGUUCUAUUACGCAAGAUGAAGAAAGAUAUUUUGCUUUUAUGUCACUGAACUAUGGUAUUAUGGCGGAUGGAGAUAUUUCGACUGAUCAUUUGAGAUGGAUGAAAGAUUCUCGAUUUGUUCUUGGAACCAUACAAGCAUUAUUGGAAAAUCGAAAUUAUGACUGUGAACUAGCAAUGAAAGUUGUUGAAGAUAAUAUUGAAAGAAUUAGACAAGAAUAUAAUAAUGUUUAUAAUUCUUCACCCAGUUCUAUAACAGAUAUACAAGAUAAACCUAGAACACUUGUAAAUAAAUAUGGGACUGUAAAUGAUUCAAAUCCAAUUAAAGAGUGGACUAAAUUAGAUGGUGAUGGAUAUUUUUUCUUUGCAGGUAAAGUUCCAUGGGUAUCUAAGAAUAAUCUUGCUUUCCCUUUUGCAUUACCUUCGGAUGGACUUUUAGAUUUGAUGAUAGUUAAACGAGAUAAAAUAUCAAAAACGAAAGUUAUUAAUAUAUUACAAGCAUUUAAUGAUGCAAGUCACAUCAACAUGAAAGAGGUUAAUUAUUACAAAGUUGAGGCCUUUCGUUUAACUCCAAAAAAUAAGGAAAAUGGAUAUAUUAGCAUUGAUGGAGAGAAAGCUCCAUUUAAACCUUUUCAAGUCGAGGUUCUUCCUAAAAUAAUAAAUAUAAUUAGUGUAAAUGGGAAAUAUUCUACUUAAUUUAUUAAGAAAAUAACUACGUUUAACCGGACCCUCCGCUAAUAUUUAUUAGAGUUUAAGGGUUAGGUUAGGGGUAAGGUUUAUUUAUCACAACGUAUCACCCCCACGGUCUUCAUUUUUGUCAAUUAAAUCUGGGGACUUGGAAAUUUUUUGUUAUUAAAAAUCCUAUUUGUCCCUCCUUAUUCGUCACAGGAGGAAUUUCCCUCUGGUUUAUUAAUACUUUUUCUUUAAUAUAUAAUUAUAAUUAUAAAUAUUGUAAUAUAUAAUUUGUAUAUUAACAAAUGAAUUGAACGUAAUGAAAGGAUUAUAUAUUAUAUGAAUUCAACUGUAGUCUAAUCGCAUUGACAUA
Molecule: messenger RNA, 1955 nt
Organism: Rhizophagus irregularis DAOM 181602=DAOM 197198
Lineage: Eukaryota; Fungi; Glomeromycota; Glomeromycetes; Glomerales; Glomeraceae
Biological process (GO): sphingosine biosynthetic process; phosphorylation
Cellular component (GO): intracellular membrane-bounded organelle; cytoplasm; membrane
Source: RefSeq, a predicted model, not a curated record